AUGACUUUUACAGGCAUCUUGGCUCUAAAGACAGCCCGAGGGUGCAGAGCUCCUCACCCAGUCCUAGACUCUCAGACCUGCUCAUUCCAAAUCUCCCUUUGCCCGGCAAUCUCGCCACCAGCAAAGUGCUGGUCGCUGAGGGAAGGCGACAACCCCUGGACGAGAGCCAGAGCAGGAUUUGGAUUCGGUGCCGCGGGCCUCGCCCUGGAAGAGCGGCGCCCUCUCCUUCCUCGGCCCCACGAGCUGAAAUUCCGCGCCCACUGCGAGCUGGGGGUUCUGGAGUCCGGCAAUUCGGGGCUCCCUGAGGGGACCGAGGUACGACGUUGGAGGGCGCCAUAUUUUCAGUGGGUCUGGGCUGCGGAGGGCAGGGGCCGACCAGUUUCCGGGCCCCGGGAAAAGCGCGGCGCCCCCACAGAAGGGGCAGGAGCGAUUUUCUCAGGGAUUCUGCGCGCCGAGGUCGGCACGGAGGCGGCGGCGCAGGGCGCGCACGGAGGCUGUACCUGCGGGGCCGGAGCCGCGGUCGGAGACUGCGCGCCCCGCUCGCCCCUCAACCUUCCCGCCGAGACGCGGCGUUCGCGCGCGCAGGCGCAGGGAGCACGCCCCCCGUCCCCGCCGCCCCACCGCCACCGGCGCCCCGGCGCCUGGGCGGAGUCGGGCGCUCGGCGGCACGCACCCGCCCGUCGCUGGAAGCCGAGCGUUCUCCCGGCCGGGGGUUCGCUUUGGAGCCCCGCAGGGCGCGGGAGCUCACUCCUCGAGCAGGGGGAAGCGCCCGGGUUAGUGGAUCCGGGCCGAAGAGCAGCCCCAGCCUCUUAUCCCUCCCGGGCUGCGGCGGCGGCAGCAGCACCCGCGACUGCGUGCCCAGACUUGGCUGCGAUGCCAGCUCUCGGAGGCGAGGGCUGGCACUCUCACCAUUACAGAUUCAUUCAUACUCUGCAAACAUUAGAACUCAGUAAUGAGAAUGUUCUGAAGUUAACAGCAGCAGUGGUCACAUGACUCUGAGAAUGUGCUAAAAACCAAUCCAUUGUACACUUGGGUGCACAGUAUGGUAUGUAAGUUAUAUCUCAAUAAAACUGUGUUUAAA
Molecule: messenger RNA, 1081 nt
Organism: Manis pentadactyla (Chinese pangolin)
Lineage: Eukaryota; Metazoa; Chordata; Mammalia; Pholidota; Manidae
Exons: 4
Coding region: 1-993 (330 amino acids)
Source: RefSeq, a predicted model, not a curated record